UGAAUUUGAUAAAACAUAUUAUCGUUGGUCUUGCUGUCCUUGGGUGUAUGAUACACGGUCAUAAUAGGAUAAGAAAUUUGUAAAAUUAUGAAACGCGCGAGGCACUUUAAACCGGGUCAUAUCAUCUAGAUGUGUCGUGUUGUGCACAUGUGUUUUGCUUCUCUACUAGGCAGAAAAUGGGUCACAUCUUUGUGAAACUUCUCGCGCUCUUGUCUCUCUCCCGAGGAUGUCGAGUUCCCGAAUCCUCUCAGAACGCCACGAGGGACUUAAUCCGCCUGUAUGGUACCGGAGGGACUCUGUCGCAGGAGGAGUUCUCCAGAUUAGGGGUAGCCACCCGGUCAGACUGGGAGAUAACAGAAGAUGACGCCACCGGUAGAAAUAACUUUUGUUCAUGCCAAAGUUACAACCAGAUUUUUCAAGAAGCGGUGGAUGGCGGAAAUCGGAUCAACGGAUCAGCUCUGGUCGCAGUGUGUCCUCUACUGUUGGCGAAACUUCACAGUAAGAAAUGUUGCGGUGACCAGUCUUUGACAACUGAGCAGGAGCAUGCUGGGAAACUGCCUAUCGGGCAAGCAUGGGCCUAUGGUAUCGGGUUUGUAACAUUGGUCGUCUUUAUUUCCAAUAUCGGAGUGUUUCUGGGACCUUGCAUGAAAACAAAAGCCUUCAAGCGGAUUCUAAUGUUCUGUGUUGCCCUCGCUGUGGGGACGCUAGCGGCUACCGGAUUCAUGGUUCUUAUACCAGAGUCUAUGAAUCUAGCAGGCAAAAACCAACCUUUGAAUGGACCGGGCAUUCCAUAUUUUCACUGGAAAAUGGCCACUGUCCUAGGCGGAGCAUAUUUUGUAUUUGUUGCUGAACGCAUCCUGAAAUUCGUCCUCAAUAGACGGAAGAGACCCAGCUCGGAAAACGAAACAGAUCUAGAUGUAAAGGAAGGAAAUGGUAAUGUGGAAUUGAUGCAGAACAAACCUCACUCACAUUCCCAUCAUUUGGACACUGCUCAAAGAAGAAGCAAUAAAGACGUGGCUCCCGUGGCCUGGAUUCUGCUCAUCGGGGACGCCAUCCAUAACUUCGUGGAUGGGUUGUCUAUAGGGGCAGCUUUCACCGAAAAUACAUUACUUGGAAUAAGCGUUUCUCUUGCUGUUAUAUGCGAAGAAUUACCCCAUGAGUUAGGUGACAUCGCCAUCCUCCUUCACGCAGGCCUACCCAUGAAAAAGGCUCUGUUGUUCAACUUCAUAGCAGCUGCAGUGUCUUAUAUAGGGUUGAUUUUGGGGAUAGUAGUCGGGGAGAACACGAGCGCCAAUCAGUGGAUAUUUGGACUGGCUGGCGGGAUUUUUGUGUACAUCGCAUUAGCUGACAUGGUUCGUAUCUACUUCAGUAUAGUCAAUCCAGUAGCUCAACAAUCUAGAAAACAACAUACUGAUCUCACGAUGUAUCAGCUCUCUGGGCCCCAGGCCAGUCACCCAAAGAGGCGAAAAAAGCGACCAAUACACGGAAUUAAAACGGUGGAUGUCACGAGAGGUAAAUCGGGGUAUGGAUUCACCAUCUCCGGCCAGCAUCCCUGUGUGUUGAGUGUAAUUGUGCCGGGAAGUCCCGCCGAUGUGGCGGGGCUGAAGACCGGUGAUUAUGUGGUGUCAGUCAACAACCAGAAUGUCACCAAGUUCCCUCAUGAUGAUGUGGUCAGAAUGGUGGGGAUGUCCACUGGAACUCUCACCCUUCAAGUGGCCGAAAAUUACAACAGCUCCGAUUCCUCCGAGGAUGAAUAUCACCACAGAAACAAAGCCCGGUAUCCGAACAGGAUUCGUCCACGUCACGCCUCCAAUCGCCACGGCGAGAAAGUUCUCGGGGAAUGCAACCAAAAGGACAAGCACACACACAAUGAAUACAAGCAUAAGAAUCCUCACUGGUCAAAAACGAACUUAAAAUUCCCACCCAGCCAGUCACGGACACGAGCACACGAGCCGGUGGGUGCGGAGAAUGUUUACUCCAGCUCAUCAAGUUCUAGUCUAAGUACACCCAAAGUUUCGGGUUCUGUUGAGAGACAUGGAUACAAAACUCACGAUCCCCUCUCUUUACAACUUCCCAGAACUAAACAGGCAGUUGUCAAAAGCACGUCACAGAGUGCCAAGUCCUCUUACCAAAAGAGCAGUCAGCAAGAACGACACAUGAAGUCGCAGUCAAGUGGGGCAUUACACGGGUCCUUCAUAGCACCCGGAAUCUCAUCCUUCCUAAAAACAUCAGCUCAUCAGGCAAAUUCUGCAAACAAUGCAUUCAUCGCGAUGGAUGAUGAUGAAGACGAUGGCGAUGAUGAAGAGAGUCUGUUGAAUUGUAGCUUCCAUGACAUGAGGGUGGUGGUGGGAUAUAUUGGUUCUAUAGAAAUGCCAAGUGAUGCCAAUAAGCCUCACAUUAGACUUCAGACCAUCCGCAACGCUGUUAGGAGAUUGAGAGUGGAGCAGAAGAUCCAUACACUGGUGUUGAUGGAAGUUUCACAGGAAGGUGUGAAGUUGACGAAUGGAAUGGGAACCACUGUGGCUCAUUAUCCCGUGGAUCGACUAGCCUUCAGUGGAGUGUGUCCUGAUGAUAAAAGAUUUUUUGGGAUUGUGACUUUGCAUAGUGUCAGUGGAGAUGAGAUGAGUGAUGGAACAGCUAGUCAGGAGGAUGAGUCUGCCUCCAGUGGAUCCUGUCAUGUGUUCAUGGUGGACCCUGAAAUGAGAUCCCACAACAUUCAUGCUCAGAAGGCCAAAACGUUUGGAAUUACUUGUACAUCUGCUGCAGACAGACAUCACCAGGAGAGAAGCCAUUGUUCAGAGUUUCCCAGAUCUGCCACUCCAAUAAUUGUCUCCAUCACCAAUCUGUACAAAGAUCGUCCUGGUGGUGUCUCCAAUGACAAUGAUGUGGCGUUGUCGCAGGCUUUUGCUGAUCCAUCGAGAGCACCCAUUAGAAGCGUCAGCAACAGCAGUAAUAGCGACAGUGGACUUGGUUUGGGUAAAGAUGACCCAGGUCAUGUGUAUGGGGCAGAAGCAGCUGCUAGACCACCAGAAAACCCUCCACCUCAUCCUCCACAGCCUCAUCCUCCACAGCCUCAUCCUGCCCAGGCAGCGUGGCAGAACCCAACUUAUCUUCUGAAAGACGGCCCUGUCCAACAUUGUUCCCCAGGCAUACAAACUAUGCCAACACCGCUACGAGACUCUCAGCUGAUGCCAGCUCCCUCUAGUGUGUUUAGAAGGUUAAAUAGAUCUAACAGUAGUGACGAUUGCUCAACGUUAAACAAAAGGAAGGACAAAUUCAAUAUUAGGGCCAUGCCUGACCCACUCAAUACAUCCAGGUCUCUGUCAGGGAAUUUAAACAAGGGAAAUAAAUCUUAUCAACAGGAUGACAGUGAUCAUGAAUCAAACACUUCCAGAAACAGUGACAUGUUUCGCUCGUUUUCCCAUUCAGAUUUACAGCGACCAGUGUCUGUCCCGCCCAGAACAUCAGAAGACAGCUUCACAUCCCCUCACAACAACAGCAAAGUGGCAAAAGUGGAAAUGGAGGGGAACAAGAAACGGAGUCCUCGAGCCCAGCUUCCACCUUUCCACCUCCUGCGCUCCCCUUCAGCUCCACCCGUAGUGAACCAUCGUCCUGAUUCCGAAGCCGAUGAUUUUGAUUUUCUGCAAAACAGCAGUGGUAUGGGAGGACUGAUAGAGCGUUUUGAGCAGGAUCAUGCCCUUAGGAUUUCCUCCCCAGUGGAUGUGACCAGGCGGUUCUCAGAAGGAUACUCCUUGGCUACGAAGAGAGACAAAGACAGAACUUCUGAUGACGGGGACAAAUGGUUGAAGCCAAAUUCUGUCCGACAUCGAAGGGCCUCGAGACUGCAGGCUCCACUUAGCCAUUCACAUGAGUCUCUCAUCGCCUUGGAACAUGAUCACCAGGCCCAGCGAAUAUCUUCAGCUGGCAGUGUCAACAACAUUAAUUCUCACAAUAGUGAUGAUGAUGAAGAUCUUAAAGAGGAAGAAAUCGGCAGGGUUGCGGGUUGGGCAGUCAAUUUUGAAAAACUUCUUAAAGACGGAGCAGGAUUAAUUGUUUUUACCGAAUUUUUGAAAAAAGAAUUCAGCCAGGAAAACAUCAUUUUCUGGAAAGCUGUGGAGCAGUACAAAAAGGUCGUAGAAGCUGACAAACGCAAAGUCAAAGCCAAAGAAAUUUUCUCAAAGCAUGUGUCUGUAAAAGCCACAGAUCCAAUUAAUAUUGAGCAAAGUGCUCGGCAGCAAGUGGAAAAACAGCUCGACAAUCCCAGCAGUGGUACAUUUGAUCGGCCACAGCAAGAGAUUUUUAAGCUGAUGAAGCAGGACAGCUACCCUAGGUUUAUAAAGUCUGAGAUGUACAAGGUCUAUCUGAUGAGAGAAAUGGAGGGGAAACCUCUACAGCUGCCGAAGGUUGAGGGUGAGGAGCACGCAGGGAAAGGAAAGAAAGACAAGAAGAAAUCCAAAGAAGCAGACGACAAAGACAAAGAGAAGAGGCGGAGAUCACUGCUGCCCUUACCAUGGAGCAAGAAAAACAGUAAGCAGAGUUUAAAGGCAACAUCGGAAACGGAUCUGAAGAAGCAAAGCAAAGAGAAAGAGAAGAUGUCAGUGUCAUCCUCCUCGAUAACCAAGGAAGUAAACAACAACAUGACGUCACAACGUAAGCCUGCGUCUGGCCCCGGAAUCGACCUCAGUACGAUGAGGAAAGAAGUCCAGGCAAAUACGAAGGAGACCAAAGACAAGGAUGGAACCGAGGAAAAGAAUUUGAAGUUUUGUCGCGUGAUCCUCCCCGACGGAUCCACCACCGUGGUGUGUACAAAGCCUGGACAGAACGUCCGCACAGUGCUCGGUCGUUUGUGUGAGAAAAGGGGUCUUUCCAUCGCAGCUGUUGAUGUGUUCCUGCUGGGCUCAGAUAAGCCUCUGGAUUUGGGGGAAGACAUUUCUUCACUGGGGUCAAAAGAGGUUAUGAUUGAGAGGCGUGUUUUGUUUCGGAUGGACCUUCCCCACAGAAAAUCGAUAGGAGUGAAAGCCAAGCCGAAUCGCACAGUGCGUGAUGUGUUCAAACCAAUCCUGAACAAAUAUGGCUUUAAGCUGGACAGCAUUACUGUACAACUGUCGGGACAGACAGGAUAUGUCGACAUUGAUGAACAAGUGUCCACUAUUGACAACCAGCGAGUUGUGAUCGCCACUGUCGAAAACUCGGGAUCUCAAGCUAGCGCUAGUGAGGGCUCCACAUCUAGUCUCUCGCCAAUGGCUGUAAAAUAUCCCCCUGAUUUCCACAUCGACCCCCAGAGCUGCUCGAUCUCACUCGAUGCAAUCACCAAUCGUAUCUUUGAGGAUUUAAUGAAAGGCAAAUCCAAGGUGGCUCAUAAUUUUGACGAACUUGGAAUUUUAGAUUUGGAAUCUCGGGAGAAGGAAGUCUCGAGAGGAACAGCAGAAGAUCGUCCAUCUUUGGGUUUGUUUGGUCUGCUGAGAAAAGACUCAGCAUACGGAAAACAGGCGUCGGAGCAAGCAAAGACGAAGACCAAGCACAAAGUUACAUUUAACCUGCAAAAAAAUCAAACACGCAAGGCCUCUAGGGACCCAGAUGAAGAGAAAUUUUUGGAGCUGCUGUCUAAAGCUCAGAGUAGUCGAAUGGAUGACCAAAGGGGACUAGGAACAUCUGCAUCUGAAAUUCCAGAAUUUUUACGGAACAAGGUGGAAUAUCCCUCUGGACGAGAGAGUGCUCCUCCAAUUCUUAAACACGAUUCCUCCAGAAGAGAGGGAAUGCUGGGAAAAUCUGAAGACUAUUUGCAAAAUGAAAAUGAACAUUUCACGUCUUACACUAGAGGACAGUUUUCUACAAGACCAUCAUCUGUUCCAGCAGAUUCGUUUUUAGAUCAUUCGUCAUCACGAAUAAUGGACUCCAAUGAAGACAGUCAUAUAUCUCAUGUGGAUCAGAGUUUUAGUACUGAUGGUGUGAUACCAACAGCCAGUGAAGCUGAGGUGUAUUUUCAGACCACGGAUCCUGACAGUGCCGACUUUGAUGAUCCUCGAUUAGCCGAGAAAGGCUUGCGUGACCUCGGCUUUGAUUACAGCUUAAAUAUGUAUCAGGCUAAGGCCUGGGGUUAUUCUCGGCACAGACCUAGUGGACUUUCAUCUCCAAGACAACCAAAUAAACUCACACCCAGCAAACUGCUAGUGUCUCCCACUGAGAGAUUUUCUCUGGACGAGGCUGCUUUGAUGGACAGUGGUCAAGACUUGGACCAAACUUUGAUAGAGGGAAGGCCCAUGUCUCUCCCCCCAGCCUUGGACCGUAGUUCACCCAAGGGCUCCUUUUCUCCCAUUUUGUCCUCGCGUCCAUUUGGGGCGUACACGAGGAACUCUGUAGGGGAGAGCACAAUUAGUCACUCCACACCCAAAACAGAGUCCAUGACAUCCCGUUCCUCCAAUCAUAAAUCUGCAUUUCAUUCCCCGGGUGUUCAAACAGGAUCCCUAGGAUCUGGGGACCCUUCUUUCAAUAAAGAUCUUAAUGAAUCACAAAAAGCCAUGAUUGUGGAUUUAGGGAGCUCUGAUGAAAACGUAACUUUUGUAUAGCCAUAUAUUAAAGCUUCAAGAUCUUUUGAUAUCAGGUACUAUCUUUUUUUGAGUUAGUGCUAUUCAUUUGUUCGUGUACUAUCAAUUUUUACAGAUUUAAUUUUAAAAUGUUGUUCACCGAUAUAGUUUUAGAGUCAGGGAAGCUUACUGCAUUCAAAGUGUGAUAAAUGUAGUAGGUGUAAAAGCUUUAAUCUGAGUGAUUUGAAGGUGAAUAUUGUAUGAAUGAAAUUGUGAAUGUGUAUUAAACAGGCAACUGCCAUUCUAUGUUGAUGUGCAAAAUGGUGCUAAAUUGUAGAAGUCUUGUGUCAUGUAAAUCUGUGUGUGGUAUAUGAAUUGGGCUGUUUAGUGAGUGUGUGUACGGUAGGUGUUUUGUCAUUUAUGUAACAGCAAAAGACGUGUAUUCCUACAGAAAGAGAAUUAAAGAUACCGAAAGACAA
This is a messenger RNA of Ostrea edulis (European flat oyster), 7003 nucleotides long. Its product is annotated as regulator of G-protein signaling 12-like. The transcript has 19 exons. The record is from RefSeq and is a predicted model, not a curated record. Bases 177 to 6566 code for a protein of 2129 amino acids. Gene Ontology annotation, biological process: transmembrane transport; signal transduction; metal ion transport. Lineage: Eukaryota; Metazoa; Mollusca; Bivalvia; Ostreida; Ostreidae. Gene Ontology annotation, molecular function: metal ion transmembrane transporter activity; GTPase activator activity; protein binding. Gene Ontology annotation, cellular component: membrane.